AUGAAUGAUGCAGCCUUGUAUGUGAUGAAGAAAUAUAAGGAGAUCAUGAUCGUAAGUCUCUACGUCGACGACUUAGUGAUCACUGGCAACGAUCCUCAACUCAUUGAAAAAUUCAAGGAAGACAUGAAAUUGAAGUUUGAGAUGACAGAUUUGGGGUUGCUGAAUUAUUUUCUUGGAAUGGAAAUCAUUCAAGAUGUUCAUGGAAUUUUUCUGUCACAAGAAAAAUUUGCAUGUAAUCUCAUUGAGAAGUUUGGCAUGAAAGAGAGGAAGAGUGUAAGUUCCCCACUUACACCAAACGACAAAAAGAUUAAGAAUGAUGAAGAAUAUGGUGUACCAACAAAGUUCAGAAGUGUCCUUGGUGGGCUAUUGUAUCUCUGUGCAUCAAGGCCAGACUUGAUGUUUGCAAGCUCUUAUCUCUCGCGAUACAUGACUGCGCCACUCAUGAAGCACUACCAAGAAGUCAAGAGAGUGAGGGAUAUUGAGGGAUAUUGGAUUUGA
Messenger RNA from Camelina sativa (false flax), 498 nucleotides. The record is from RefSeq and is a predicted model, not a curated record. NCBI's taxonomy places the organism in Eukaryota, Viridiplantae, Streptophyta, Magnoliopsida, Brassicales, Brassicaceae.